AGGAAGGAAGGAAGGAAGGAAGACUUGAGGGAGAAGACUGGUUCAUCAUUGAGAUGAAUAAAGAGCAAUAGACAGAUGGAGGGACUAUGCAGGGAAAAGAAAAUGAGUGAAUGAGAGAGAAAGAAAGGAAAGAAAAAGACUUGCAAGUAGAUAGUUCAGUAAUUAGAUAAAGAAAAAUGAAUGAAGAAAUUGAGAGGCUGUGCAGAGGAAAGAAGACAAAGGUGCGAGAAAGGGAAUGAAAGAAACAAAAAGGAAAGAGAAACAAAACUUUCAGAGAUGUGGUUGAUUCAACAAUGAGGUGAGUAAAGAUGUAUGGAGAGAUGGAGAGGCUGUGCAAGGAAAAGAAGGUAAGAGAAGAAAGAAAGAAAGAAAGGAUAGGCAGAAAGAGCAGGCAGAAAGACAGGCCAGAGAUUUGCUGCUUUUGCCAGAGUCUCCCCUGGUGAAGAAGUUAUAUACAGCCCUGCUGACUCCCUCCUUCAUUUCCUGGGUGGAGCUGGCGCUGGGGAAAGGAGAAAAAAACCCGCUUUAAAAACCUCCAAGCCCUCAGUCAGCAAGUCCCAACAGGAGUGGUAAAAUUACAGCCUUUCCUGCCGAGGAAGAAAGAAGAGCCAGCUGGCUCUGGGGAGCGAAGAAGCGGCAGGAGGCAACAGCAGCAAAGCCAGAGCACAGCCGCCUGGAGGAACCUCCCGAAUCUUGACCCUGGAUUUGGCCCCAGUCCCCAAAGCAAGUGUGGUGCCACUUUCCUGGGAACUCAGGGCACUUCUUGUCUUGGGUAAAGCUGGAGUCCCUUGACUGGCUCAGAAAAGAUCCUUUCUUGACUCAAACCAGAGAGACAAGGUGUGUUGGCCUUCUCUGGGAGAUGGACAUUUGGGCUGCAGCUGUGGCCUGGUGCCAAGGGUGAACCUGGGUACAUCUAGCAGCCGGACACAUGGACAGCCGAGGUGCCAAGGUGAGUUUCCUGUCACCUUUGAGAAAGUGCCACCCUGGAUGGUUGAUCCACUCCAAGUAGGAAGAAACUCUAGUCAGAAAAGAAAACUAGGAUAUAUUUUGAAGGACUUCAUGGCAAGUGGCACAUUGGUAGGAAACAAGGUUCUUCUUCAGAUGACAGAGGCUUAAAAAGAAGUGAGUAAACGUCAAGCAAAGUUUUGUUUUCUUUUUUCUCUUUGCCUUUUUGGGGGCCGAGCUAAAGAGCAGAAGUGAGACGGUGGGAGGAAGCAUGAAGCAGUCGGUGCCAAGAGGCUGCGGCUGGCAGAGCGAUGCCCGACGUGCCCCAGGGGCCCUUGGCAUGCGUCGGCGGGCCGUGGGCUGGCUUUUCCUCCUGCUCCUGGCCUUGGAGCACUUCUGCUCCGCUUUGGCCCUCUCCACCUGCAAAACCCUGGACAUGGACAUGAUGAAGCGCAAGCGCAUCGAAGCCAUCCGAGGCCAGAUCCUCAGCAAGCUCAAGCUCUCCAGCCCACCAGAGGUGGAAGACCCAGACUCCAGGGUCUUGUCCGAUGAGAUCAUGGCGCUCUACAACAGCACCUUGGAGGUGAUCCGGGAGCAGGUGGUCGAAGACCCCAAGGAGACAUCUCAGGAGGAGUAUUACGCCAAGGAGAUCCACAGGUUCAACAUGCUGCCUCUAAACCACGAAAGUUACAGGGAGCAGUACAAGAAGAACUCCUCCAGGACCUUCUUUGGGUUCAACCUGUCGCAGAUCCUGACCACUCUCCAGGAUCCCAAACUGCUGUACCGCGCCGAGCUGAGGAUGCGGGUCUCGGGAAAAAGUCAAGAGCAGCAGCGCCUGGAGCUUUACCAGGAACAGAAUCAUUCUUCAAAUAUGUCCAGCUGGUACUACCUGGACAGUCGUCUGGUCAAGCUCAAGGAGGAGAAGGAAUGGCUUUCCUUUGAUGUCACCUCCGUCCUCCGACUGUGGCUUGCAAGUGGAGAUGAACUGGGACGAUUCCGCCUCUGCGCCCACUGCCCAUGUGAAGGCAGGCCUGAAGUACUGAAAAUGCAUGUCGAAGGCACUAAAACAAAGCGAGGGGACCAGGAGCUGCUCAGCCAGGAAAAGCAGCAGCUGCCCUACUUGCUGGUGAUGGCGAUGCCCCCGGAUCGGGCACAGCACCUCCACAGCCACCGGCAAAAGCGUGCCGCCGCAGGCUUGGAAUACUGCAGCUCAUCACCAGAGGAGAAGAACUGUUGCGUGCGGCGCCUUUACAUUGACUUCCGUAAGGACCUGAAAUGGAAGUGGAUCCAUGAACCCAAGGGCUACUAUGCCAACUUCUGCAUGGGACCAUGCCCCUAUCUCUGGAGCUUAGACACUCAGUACAGCAAGGUCCUGUCGCUUUACAACCAACACAAUCCGUCCGCCUCCGCCACCCCGUGCUGCGUCCCCAAUGAGCUGGAGCCCUUGGGGAUCGUCUAUUACGUCGGACGCACAGCCAAGGUGGAACAGCUCUCCAACAUGAUUGUCAAAUCGUGCCGAUGCAGCUGAGGAAAAGGAGCCACGGACCCGGUUGGCAAUUUUGAAUCAAAACCCACGGGGGAAAGGGAUCACGACUGAAGACUGAUCUUUGAUUUCCCCCAACACCUCAAGAAGAGUUAUUAUUAUUAAUAUUAAUAUUUUAUUAUUGUAUUUUGUAUGUUUUUUGGGGGAGCGGGGAAGGGCAGAGCAACCAUCUCAAGAUCUUUUCAAUGACUUUGCCAAGAGAAAGUAGAAUGACUAUCGGAAUAAUAAUCGUUGUGUUCAAGGAAGAAGAAGCUUUUCACUGUGCUGCCGCCAAUAUCCCUCUGGGCGGAAAGGAUUGGAAGAAUAAGCUGGUAAAAGCCAAAAAGGAUCUCCAAAACAAAGUUUAGAAAUACAACAAGAAGUCACGGUUUGGGGACAAGAAUGUCAAGAGUGGUAUGGCUCAGAUCUGCUCCUCUGGACGGUACGAAUGUGUCCAUAUUUCUCGCAGGUGCCAGGGUCGCUGGACGAUGCCAAGGUUACCUGGUGGGCACCGCUUUCAGAGCCUUCGCCCCUCCCUAAAAGAAGAGGGGAAAUCGGAAGAUGCGUAUCUCAAACGAAGGACAUUUCCCAAUCACAUAAGAGUUCUCCGUCCUUUCUGGAAGACAGCGCAAGGCACGGCUGUUAUUGGCAUCCCAAACUUUCAUCUUUCAGAUGUUUGGGACUUAGUUUCUCAGAAUUCCUGAUGGACCAAAGAUUCUGGGAAUGGAAGUCCAAAACACUAGGAGGUUCAAAGAUUGGCUUACUGCACGCAAGAACAAAAAUAAUCGUAUUGCUAUGACUCUGUCCAUAAACUACAUAUAUCCGUCUUCCGGCCCCUUGGUUCUGCCUCUCCAGCCAGCCAAUUUGCUACCCUUUGACUUUCCCUGGGACUCAAAAGGGCUGGUUAUAGACUUUGUCUUUGAUGGGAUAUUGGGGUGGGGAGAGAUAUUUUUGCACUCGUUCAAUGCUUGGCAAACUGCCGCACCAGCAAUACAAAUGGGGAGGGAAAGGGCAAGGGUGGGCGGGGGGAGAAAUGUGGAUUUCACUGUCAUUUUUGUUUGAGUGUCAUAUUAAAGAAGAAAACUUCCUGCUUGGAUCUACA
This is a messenger RNA of Anolis sagrei ordinatus, 3569 nucleotides long. It is a transcript of the gene TGFB1, whose product is annotated as transforming growth factor beta 1. Gene Ontology annotation, molecular function: cytokine activity; growth factor activity; transforming growth factor beta receptor binding. Gene Ontology annotation, biological process: regulation of cell population proliferation; transforming growth factor beta receptor signaling pathway. Gene Ontology annotation, cellular component: extracellular region. Lineage: Eukaryota; Metazoa; Chordata; Lepidosauria; Squamata; Anolidae. The record is from RefSeq and is a predicted model, not a curated record.